AUGUUCUGCCGGAACCACCGGAGCCGAGUGACCGUGGCGCGGGGCUCAGCCCUGGAGAUGGAGAUCCGGAGGGGCCACUUCAGGCUUAGCCUCCUCGGGGACACCCCGCAGGACACUGACAUCCAGAAGAAGAUUGACCAUGAGCUCCGGAUGCGCGAAGGUGCCUGCAAGCUGCUGGCAGCCUGCACACAGCGGGAGCAGGCUCUGGAGGCAACCAAGAGCCUUCUGGUCUGCAACAGCCGCAUCAUGGCCUACAUGUCCGAGCUGCAGCGCCUGAAGGAGGCGCAGGUGGUGCAGAGGACGGCCCGGCGCCCCUCGGACGCUGGCCCCAUGGACGAACGCUUACCCUGCAGGGGGAAGGUCUGCGUGUCAGAUCUCCGGAUCCCCUUGAUGUGGAAGGACACGGAGUAUUUCAAAAACAAGGGAGACCUGCACCGCUGUGCCGUGUUCUGCCUGCUGCAGCUCGGCGUGGAGAUCUAUGACACCGAGAUGGUGCUGGUGGACCGGACACUCACCGACAUCUGCUUCGAAAACGGGGUCCUCUUCACGGAGGCGGGCCCGGACUUCGAGCUGAAGGUGGAGCUGUACAGCGCGGGGCUGGAGGAGGACUCUGCGCUCGGUAGCACCCCGAAGAAGCUGGCCAGCAAACUGAGCAGCUCGCUGGGACGCUCCUCCGGGAAGCGGCUGCGCACGGCGUUGGACGGGGCCCCGGGGAGCCCCGUGAGUAAUGGGGGGAGCAGCCCCCUCCUGCUGCCGGCCCCCAGCGUGGCGGGCCCCAAGUACCACCUGCUGGCCCACACCGUGCUCUCCCUGGCCGAGGUUCAGGACAGCUUCCGCACCCACGACUUGGCCAUCACCAGCAAUGAGGAGAGCUCCUUCUGGCUGCCCCUCUAUGGCAGCAUGUGCUGUCGCCUGGCUGCCCAGCCCUACUGCAUGGCCCAGCAGAUGAUGUGCGGCUUCUUGAAAUUGCAGCAGGUGGGUGAGCAGCAGAGCUGGGCGCGGCUGUUCUGCGUGCUGCGGGGCUCCAACCUCCUCUGCUACCGCCGGCCCCAGGACGCCGAGGCCCCGGUGGAGCCGGCGCUCACCAUCGCCAUCAACAAGGAGACGCGGAUCCGGGCCACGGAGAAGGACGCCAGGAACAAGCUGCAGAGCAUGUCGGUGACCAACCGCUAUGGGGGUGAGGAGGUGACGCACACGCUGCUGGCGGAGAGCCGGCCCGACACGCAGCGCUGGAUGGAGGCCUUCUGGCAGCACUUCUACGACUUGAGCCAGUGGAAGCAGUGCUGCGACGAGCUCAUGAAGAUCGAAGUGCCGUCCCCACGCAAGCCCCCAGCCCUUCUGGCCAAGCAGGGCUCCCUGUACCAUGAGAUGGCUCUGCCGGGCCCUGCGGUGCCGCCCGCGGCCUGCGAGGGGCUCCUGCUCCAGGAUAACGCCGUCUCCGCUGAGAUUCGGGCGCUUCUCUCCUCCUAUUACAGUGACAGGUGA
Messenger RNA from Emys orbicularis (European pond turtle), 1485 nucleotides. RefSeq names its product rhotekin (gene RTKN). Gene Ontology annotation, biological process: septin ring organization; signal transduction; mitotic cytokinesis. The coding region runs from base 1 to 1485 and encodes 494 amino acids. Lineage: Eukaryota; Metazoa; Chordata; Testudines; Emydidae. The transcript has 12 exons. The record is from RefSeq and is a predicted model, not a curated record. Gene Ontology annotation, molecular function: GTPase inhibitor activity. Gene Ontology annotation, cellular component: actomyosin contractile ring.